Messenger RNA from Doryrhamphus excisus (bluestripe pipefish), 5201 nucleotides. It is a transcript of the gene tmtc2b, whose product is annotated as transmembrane O-mannosyltransferase targeting cadherins 2b. NCBI's taxonomy places the organism in Eukaryota, Metazoa, Chordata, Actinopteri, Syngnathiformes, Syngnathidae. Gene Ontology annotation, cellular component: endoplasmic reticulum membrane. The record is from RefSeq and is a predicted model, not a curated record. Gene Ontology annotation, molecular function: protein binding; mannosyltransferase activity. Gene Ontology annotation, biological process: protein O-linked glycosylation via mannose.
CAGCGGCGGCUCAGCAUCACAGCGCGGUUCCUCCCGUGGAAGGGAAGGCGUGUGAUAACGGUAUCGUCGUCACGCAUUGACUAAACGUUAGCGGUGUAUGAUUUUUUUUUCUUCAUCUUCUUCUUGGCGGACUUCCACUUGGAUAAAGAGCUCCCCGCCUCUCCGCCAUUAUGGGUUAGACACGCCGCGACCCGUGGAUUGUCCACUUUGUGCACUUGAAGCGAGGAUGGGGGGGAUCGGAGUUGUUUUCCUGCAUACAUCCUGACAAAGACUGCGACUGUGAAGGGAAUUUGGAUAUUUUGCUUUUUUUUUUUUUUUUUAAAGUUCCACGGUUGGGUUCACGUCACGCGUGGUGUACCAGACGUGGAGAAAUGUUGUCAGAAUUGCUGUGCAGCGCCGUGGCUCUGGUCCUCUAUGUCAACACCCUGGGUGCAGAUUUCUGCUAUGAUGACAGCCGUGCAAUCAAGACCAAUCAGGACCUGCUUCCAGAAACCCCCUGGACCAAUAUCUUCUACGACGACUUCUGGGGAACCUUGCUCACACACAGCGGCAGCCAUAAGUCGUACCGCCCCCUUUGCACCCUCUCCUUCCGCUUCAAUCACGCUGCGGGGGGGCUGGAUCCUUGGGGGUACCACCUCGUUAACGUCGCCCUCCACGGGGCCGUCACCGGCCUCUUCACACGGCUGGCCCACCUCCUGCUGGGAAGGGGUUGGUGGAGCCUACUGGCCGGUUUGCUGUUCGCGUCCCAUCCUGUCCACACCGAGGCGGUGGCGGGGUUGGUGGGUCGCGCCGACGAAGGCGCCGCCAUUUUCUUCUUGCUGUCCCUGCUGUGCUACAUACGGUACUGCAAGCUGCGGGGCGAGGCCGGAGCGCUGCGGCUUGUGGUUUGGUUCCUGGGCAGUCUGGGCUGCGCUGCUUGUAGUAUGCUGUGGAAGGAGCUGGGGGUGACCGUGCUGGCCGUGGCGGCGCUCUACGACGUCUGCGUCUUGCACGGACUCAAACUGCGUCAGGUCGUCACGCUUCUCUACAAGAGAAAUAACGCCCAGCUGCUGCUAAAUAUAUUCCUGCUGGCAGUCUGGGGCGCCGCCCUGCUGGCCUGCCGCUUCUACUGGAUGGGCAACAAACCCCCAAAUUUUUCCAACUCCGACAACCCAGCAGCGGACUCCCCGUCUCUACUCACCAGGACUCUAACCUUCUUGUACCUUCCUGCAAUGAAUUUCUGGCUUCUUCUUUGCCCGAAUACGCUCAGUUUUGAUUGGUCGAUGGACACCCUGCCUCUGAUUAAGAGCAUUACCGAUUGGCGGAAUCUUCAUACGGUUAUCUUCUACUUCGGACUGUCGUCGCUGGUUUGGAUCAGUGUCGGGAAGCCGCCCAAAUCCAAGGGAACGGAUACCAAUGGGAAAGCGACUUUGUUUACCAACGGAAAGAACGGGAAUACCAACGGAUACAGCUACCAGCAUCACGAGCAAGAACAUGGCGGAAUUUCCUGCAAGAACGGUGCACAGAACGGUACCAAAAAACUCCACGAGGGCAGGACUUUGCUACCCGUGACUGAAAACGUUGUCGUGUUUUCGCUCGGACUUUUAGCUAUCCCGUUCCUCCCCGCUACUAACCUCUUUUUCUACGUUGGAUUCGUCAUAGCCGAACGAGUUCUCUACAUCCCAAGUAUGGGAUUUUGCCUGCUGGUGUCCGUGGGGUUGAGGUCUCUGUACGUCCGACUGCGACACAAGUCCUCCAGGACUUUGCUGGUUUAUUGCAGCGCAGCUCUGAUUCUGCUCUUUGGGGUGAAGACUGUUUUGAGGAACAAAGAUUGGGAGAACGAGGAGAUGCUCUACAAGUCAGGGAUUUCCGUCAAUCCUGCUAAAGCGUGGGGCAACCUGGGAAACAUCCUGAAGAACCAGGGCAAGAUGGAGGAGGCGGAACAAGCCUACAGAAACGCGCUCCAUUAUCGCAGUAACAUGGCGGACAUGCUGUACAACCUUGGUUUGUUGCUUCAGGAGAGCAACAAGUUCUCCGAGGCACUUCACUACUACAAGCUGGCCAUUGGGAGUCGGCCAACGCUGGCCUCGGCGUACUUGAACACAGGCAUCAUCCUGAUGAAUCAGGGUCGCCUGGAGGAGUCCAAGCGCACUUUCCUGACCUGUGCCGACAUCCCAGACGAGAACCUGAAGGACCCCCAUGCCCACAAGAGCUCGGUCACUAGCUGCCUGUACAACCUGGGAAAGCAGCUCCACGAGCAAGGACACCAGGAGGAGGCCUUGUCUGUCUUUAAAGAAGCCAUACAGAAAAUGCCAAGGCAAUUUGCACCGCAGAGCCUGUACAACAUGAUGGGAGAGGCCUAUAUGAGACUAAACAAACUGACUGAAGCCGAACACUGGUACCGAGAGUCCCUGCGAGCCAAGCCGGACCACAUUCCUGCACACCUCACCUACGGAAAACUGCUGGCCAUGACAGGGCAGAAAUCAGAAGCAGAGAGGUACUUCUUGAAGGCCAUCCAACUGGAUCCCACAAAGGGCAACUGUUACAUGCAUUAUGGUCAGUUUUUGUUGGAAGAAUCCCGUUUGCUGGAAGCGGCGGACAUGGCACAGAAAGCUGCACGCCUCGACAGCGGGGAGUUCGAUGUGGUCUUCAGUGCAGCUCACAUGCUAAGACAAGCCAGCCUAAACCAGGCAGCUGAGAAAUAUUAUGGACAAGCGGCGAGCCUGAGACCCAACUAUCCAGCAGCCUUGAUGAACUUGGGUGCCAUCCUUCACCUCAAUGGAAAACUUCAAGAAGCCGAAGCCAAUUACCUCCGAGCCUUGCGCCUCAAACCGGACGACACCAUCACCCAGUCCAACUUACGCAAGCUGUGGAACAUCAUGCAGAAGCAAGGCCUGAGGACCACCAGCAUCUGAGCUCCUGUUGACAAACAUGCUUGAAAAAAAAAGUCCUCUUUAGCCUGGAAAACACGGAAAACACGGAAAAACACUCAGGAGGAGGAGGAGGAGGAUCGUGGCCGUGCCUCGGAUCGCUCCUCCUUACAAGCUUUGUACGUUUGACUGACAUUUUUACCUUAAAAAAAAAAAAAAAGUAGCUCCUUUUUUUUUUUUUUUACAACGAGAGCACUUGAAAUUAAAAUGGGAAUUUUUUCCCAUUUUCCAGCAUGAGGGAUGAAAUUUGGAAGAGAAAACAUUUGUCGUCAAACAAGACAGGAAGCUAUUAUCAAAGUCCAAGUCAUUCCACGUCCAAGAUAUUAACGAGGAAUAUGAUAGCGAUAUUUGAUGACGACUUGCAAAGGGAAUUAAUUUAUUUGGAAAAGUGAAAAAAAAAGUGAAAAAAAUGAUAUUUCUUGCUGAUUAUUAUUUAUAAUUUUGGCAUGAAGACCAGAAAAGGAAGUAGGACCUACGUUAUAUUUAUUAUAUUGAAGCUUAUUUUCAUCACAAAGUUUAUAAUCUGCACUGCUGAAGAACUGAAGCGUACAUAGAUAGGGUCCAUACUAAACACCAGGGGUGUCCAAACUGCGGCCCGUGGCACUGUCUCAAAAUAUACUAGAAAAUAAUUAAAAAUGUUAAAAAAGUAUAAAGUCACACAACUUUUCACACAACUCAAUGCAAAGAGAUUAAUGGGAUUAAUGCAAAUUAAUUCUGAGUUAGUUACCUAAACAGAGGAAAAAAAAUUAAAAAUUUUCUUCCAGAUGCAUUUCGCCAGUUUACCAGUGUUACCAGUAUUACCAGAAGAAAAUUUACAAAAUAAAAGUUGAAAUAAUUGGAAUUUUUUUUUUGGAAAAAAUUUAUAAUAGUUUGUGAGAUUUGAAAAAAUAAAAAUGAGAAAAAAAAAAUUCUUCCAGAUGCAUUUCGCCAGGUUACCAGUGUUACCAGAAGAAAAUUUACAAAAUAAAAGUUGAAAUAGUUGGAAAUUAUUUUUUGGGGGGGAAAAAUUUUUUAAUAGUUUGUGAGAUUUGAAAAAAUAAAAAUGAGAAAAAAAAAUUUCUUCCAGACGCAUUUCGCCAGUUUACCUGUGUUACCAGUAGAAAAUUUACAAAAUAAAAGUUGAAAUAGUUGGAAAUUUUUUUUGUUGAAAAAAUUUACAAUAGUUUGUGAGAUUUGAAAAAAUCACAAAGUUUAUAAUCUGCACUGCUGAAGAACAGAAGUGUUCAUAGAUAGGCUCCAUACUAAACACCAGGGGUGUUCAAACUGCGGCCCGUGGCACAGUCUCAAAAUAUACUAAAAAAAUAAUAAAAAAUGUUACAAGUAUAAAGUCAAAAGUUCAAAUGUAAUGUUAUGAUGAAAAAAUUCAUAAUUUUAGUAGCAAAACAACAAAGUUCGAUUCCACCAGCAAGCAUUCAUGGAUUCCACUUUCCAUGAUGCCUUUUCACACAGCUCAAACGCAAAGAAAUCCAGAUGGGAAUGCAAAAAGUGUACCUUCAGUGACAUAUAUGUAGGACUUUAGGUUUGCCACCAGCUGCUUAUAAUGAUCUGCCUUGUAGUUUCCAAGAAACUUUGCAAAAAGCAAGAUUAAUGCAAAUUAAUUCUGAGUUAGUGACCUAAACAGAGGAAAAAAUCAAAAUUUUUCUUCCAGAUGCAUUUUGCCAUUUUACCAGUUUACCAGUGUUACCAGAAGAAAAUUUACAAAAUAAAAGUUGAAAUAAUUGGAUUUUUUUUCUUUUUUGGAAAACAAUUAUAAUAGUUUGUGAGAUUUGAAAAAAUAAAAAUAAGAAAAAACAUAAAAAUAUAUUAAAAAUUUAUAUAUCGUUUUGUAAUGAGAAAAAGUCCAAAUUUUACGGGAAUUAACCUGGAAUACGGGAAUGGAAUAAAGUCAUUGACAAAUUAUUUCAGAAGAUAAUUUCAGAAGCUGCUUAUAAUGAUCUGAUGGUUUCCAAGAAACUCUGCAAAAAGUGAGAUUAAUCCAAAUUAAUUCUGACCUAGUUAGUGACCUAAACCGAAGAAAAAUUCACAAUUUUUCUUCCAGAUGCAUUUCACCAUUUUACUAGUUUACCAGAAGAAAAUUUACAAAAUAAAAGUUUAAAUAGUUGGAAUUUUUUUUUGAAAAAACUUAUGUUUGUGAGAUUUGAAAAAAUAAAAAUAAGAAAAAACAUAAAAAUAUUUUUAAAAAAUUAUAUAUCAUAUUCUAAUGAGGAAAAAGUCCACAUUUUACGGGAAUUAACCUGGAAUACUGGAAUGGAAUAAAGUCAUUGUCAAAUUAUUUCAGAAGAAAACGUCAAC